This is a messenger RNA of Staurois parvus, 373 nucleotides long. The record is from the annotation of a GenBank genome assembly. Lineage: Eukaryota; Metazoa; Chordata; Amphibia; Anura; Ranidae.
UGCCAGUAAGUGCCGCUAACAGUGCCGCCUAUCAGUGCCAUAUAUGAGUACUGCCUUUCAGUGCCCAUCAGUGAUGCCUGUCAAUGCCCAUCAGUGCCACCUACCAGUGCCUCCUCAUCAGUGCCCAUCAGAGCCACCUAUCAGUGUCCAUCAGUGCAGCCUAUCAGUGCCCAUCACUGCAGCCUCAUUAGCGCACAUCACAGUGCCGCCAGUCAGUGCCCAGCAGUGCCGCCAGUCAGUGCCGACUAUCACUGCCGACUAUCCAUCAUCAGUGCCACCUAUCAGUGCUGCCUAUCAGUGCCACCUCAUUAGUACUGCCUAUCAGUGCCCAUCAGUGCUGCCUAUCAGUGCAGCCUCAUCAGCGCACAUCAGU